ACAUGCUUGACCCUGCUUGACCUCGUUCCAUCUUCUUGCGUCCUACGAACCUUCAAUAUGCAAGCACAGGCACUGAGAAUAGAGACUAACCAGGAUGUCUUGACUGCUCAACAGAGCUUACAGUCUAUCCAAACGCUGCUGAGGGCCGGUCUCGGUUGCAUCACUUACCUUCGGAACCUUCUUCCAGCUGACAACUUUUCUGAAAGUUAUCUGACUUCGGCCAAUACCAAUUCGCUAUCGUCUCAACCUUCUGGCUCUGUUGGCUCUUUUGCAUCUGAUUGCGGGCGCAGAAGUGUUAGCGGUUUCAAGAUCAUGACCGUCACACGAGGUUACACUGAGGAAGCCGACAAACUAUUGGAAUUUAUGGAGAAUGGCAUUUUUGACGCUUUACAGAAGCAAUACUUACGUAGCUUCAUCUUUGCCAUCUAUCUGGAUGGCGAUGAUCCGAAUAACAUCGUUGAGGCAUAUACCUUCAACUUUCAUUAUCACGCUAUUCCUGGGACAACAAGCGUCGUCCCGGUGAUGUCUCUUGGAGAUGAUCUCAUGAAGCUGUCACUCUCCGGCAAGAAGGCCGACCCCGUAGCGGAUGCCUCGAAGAAAGGCAAGAUACCUACAUUGGGCGAGGUAAAGAGAAGUUUGAAGUCCUUAAUCAAGAAUCUGAUCCAAGCAACUACUCAAAUGGAUGCUCUUCCAAAGCGCCGUUAUGCAACGUUCAAGUUGUUCUACUACGAUCACACGCCUGACGAUUAUGAGCCUCCACACUUCCGCGCUGGGGAUUUGGAUAAAGACAAGUGGUUCUUCACGACGCAUGGCCAACAGGAGGUUCCCGAGAAGUGUAGUAUAGGGCAGGUGCAGACCGGUUGGCAUGGCGUUGACGUCCGAGUCGCUUCCGUCUCAGGUUACCUCCCUUCACUUGAAGACAACAAUGCACCUUUCUUGGGAACGACUUCCGGCAACGGACCUUUACCUCCACCCUUGACCCCGACGGAGGAGGCUGUUACUCGUGCCCAACAGGUAGAAAUCCAAAAGAAGGAUGCAAAUGAACGACGAGUUGUUUGGGACGCAGAAGAUGGCAUGGGCGACGCUGACGGUGAAUACGAUGAUGACUCAGAUGAUUCCGGGAGUCCAAGCCAGGUCCUUGAGACAUGGCGGAUGGGUAAAGCCGGAUUGGAGUUGGUUAUUCCGAUGGGCCUGCGCAACAGCGAUGGAAGCAUAGUUCCAUUACCGGCACCCGCGAAAACCUCUGGAAAGAAUAUUCCGGAGAGCCUAGCAGACGCGCAUUAUGUUGGCGCCAAAGAGAAUGUGCCGACGCGUGUAGGGGAACUGGUGAGCUCUGUCCCGCCCCCAGGAAGCCUAGCAGAAACCCAGCAAAUCGCACAAACGCAGCUGGUUAGCGAAGCUGCCCGUCCGCCUUCUCCUCAUCGUUCGCGCUCUCCUUCGCCACCUCAUACUCCAACCCCGCGCCCAGCUAGACAUCGAAUGUCCACCAGGUCCAGGGUGACGCCUGAAUCGCCGUUGCCUUCAUCCGAUGUCGAUGCUGCAUCCAUCCCAAGCGUAUCCAGCUAUCCGGACCAGGAAACCAUGGAAACUCAAGACUUGAAGGAACUCUUAAUUGGACGAAGGGGACUGGAGGACUCGGAAGAGAUGAUGUUGAAUAUGGAGACACAGAUUGACGUUCCUCUGCCUAUCUCUCAGGAUGAUUCCCUCCAGUCUUUCUCCAGUAUCAAUCCCGAUACUCAGACUGGUACAACUACAACUAGAGAUGUUGCUAUGGAGCGUGAAGUUUCUGAUAUCAUAGAAUGCGAAUGUGGAGUGACGGCAGAGGAUUGUGAUUCAAUAUCUUGUGAUGGCGGAUGCAGGAGGUGGUUUCACGUAUGGUGUAUGGGUUACCACAAUGCUCAUGACAAGAACAUGCCGUUGACUUUUGUGUGUUUCGAUUGCCGAGUACGCGCAGACCAGAAUUGGGAUCUCAUCAUGGUUCACGAUCUUUAUCCUCGUAUGAUGGAGAGGUUCAGAGACCUCGCAUUGUUCAGGCGAGCAAUCAAAGUCUAUGAGAAAAUCAACCCCAACGGGCUUUCCGCCUUCUCCAAGUUGAUCGGUUGUGAAUCCAUCGUCGCUGGACAAUUGUUCAAGCGGCUUGAGGCGGAGGGCUUUAUUGUGCAGCAGUUCGUUCAGGAGGAAGAUUCAGGUUUCAUGGAAACGACUAUGCGAAGGACACGCGCCAAAGGAAGGGGUGCAAAGCCCAAAAAGGCACUCAGAGGCAAGACGAUGCAGAGGUCCAAAUACGUUUUUGAGUAUUCAAUGCAAAAGAACAAAGAGUUCUGUGACUACUUUACUCCGACGCCAGAGGUAGAGAGGACUAUUCUUGGCCUCGCUGAUUUGGUUUGUUUUCUGCCCACAGCAUUGCAUUUCAUCUUCAUAACAUCACAGCAGAAACCGGCUCGCAAAGGCCAUAGCAAGCAUGCGAGAGAGAUCGACAUAGACAUGGAUUCGUAUGCAUUCAGGUUCGUGCUGCAAUCAAUGCUGAUGUUCUGCCCACUAGAUCAAAUAGCCAACAUGACCAUGACGAGAACAUGGAUCAGACUCAGGACGAAGCCCCUCAUUCCAGUGCAGGAAAACAAGAUGGUACCCAAACCCAAGACGAAACUCAGAUUCUUCCUGUGCCUGUUAAUACUCAGCCUACUUCUGCUAUGAAACGCAAGUCCGACUUAGGUAACACUACUACCCGAACUAUCAAGAAGAUGAAGAUAUCUGUUGGACCUGCUGUCGACCUUGGUGACUAAAAGCUUGCUAUACUGUUCUGGGUUUGACACUGGUUGCUUUCGUUGGUCGCUUUGCUCUCCCGAAUUGCUGCCUUGCUCUUGUGGAUCCUCAUGCUAUUUUUCUCAUUUCCGGCAUUGUUUUAUGGAAGGUUCAUAUGUAAUAUUGGUAAUCAAUGGAUUUCUAUUGCUCCGCAC
Molecule: messenger RNA, 2957 nt
Organism: Somion occarium
Lineage: Eukaryota; Fungi; Basidiomycota; Agaricomycetes; Polyporales; Cerrenaceae
Source: the annotation of a GenBank genome assembly